Messenger RNA from Cavenderia fasciculata, 2703 nucleotides. Its product is annotated as RabGAP/TBC domain-containing protein. Gene Ontology annotation, biological process: retrograde transport, endosome to Golgi. The coding region runs from base 1 to 2703 and encodes 900 amino acids. The record is from RefSeq and is a predicted model, not a curated record. The transcript is spliced from 8 exons. Gene Ontology annotation, cellular component: trans-Golgi network. Lineage: Eukaryota; Evosea; Eumycetozoa; Acytosteliales; Cavenderiaceae.
AUGAUUAUGGAUGAUACAAUUCAAUUUCAUAAUUCAACAACCAUUACAGAGGUGGCAUCAAAUGUAAAGGAAUUACUCACAACAAAGACUGGUGAAUACAGUUAUGAAGAAUGGAAUCAAUCAAAGACAAUGAUUAAAAAGUUAUGUGAUGAAGGUAUUCCUUCAAACCUUAGAUUCUUAAUUUGGAAGCAUUUAGUACAUAAUAGUUUAAAUGUUGAUGAAUUAGUAGUACCUGCAUUAUCACCAACCAAUCCAAACUCACUUGGUAAUAGUAUGGGUUCAAUUCAAUUAAAUGAUAGUGUAAACAUUGAUUUGAAUCGAUCAGGUGCUUUCAACACCUCUAGUAAGGGUGGAUUAAAUGGUAGUUUUCCAAGUGUACCAAUAUUUCAUAAUGAUAUGGUGACAAGAGAUUGUCAGCAAUUGGUUGAAGAGUAUCAUUUAUUGAAUCAAAUCAAUACAUUCAAUUCAAAGGGAGGACUGAACGAGCACUCUCCAUCACGUCAAUAUAUUCCAAGAGAACCACUUCUCUCACCACCACUUGCAUCAGAUAAAUUGGACUCAGAUCUUAUUGCCAAUCGUUUGGAACGAUUCGUUCGUCAUUUUUGUAUGCAAACCAAUCGUGACUAUAGCAUAGAUGUCACAAAAAUCAUCAUUCUAUUUGUCGUAUUAUCAUACGUCGACGAAAUAGAUCAUGAACGUUUCCAAUCAGAUCUUUCCAUCCCAAAAACAUCUGAACAAGAUUGGAUGAACCUAUCUAUCAAAAUCAUUGAAAAUUUAUCAAAUAGUGCAAUCUUACCUUUUAAUUCUUCUCAUCCAAUUUUAUUAUGUGAAAGUGAAAUGUUUAGAAUAUUAUUAUUAUAUCAUGAUCCUGUAUUGGGUUACUUUUUAGAUCAACGUUGUGUUUAUUCAACUUCUUAUUUUUAUCAAUGGAUUAAUCAUAUGUUUUCAGGAUUACAACUUUGGGAUAUAUUACUUUUCCAUGAAAAUCAAGAUUUUUAUUUAUAUUUUGCUUUGGCUUUAUUAAUUUCAAAAAGAGAACAAAUAUUAUCGAUAAAGGGAGUGGCAAAAGAUAUAUCGUUAGUGUUGGAGGAAAAAUCAAUUGUAAAUAGUAGUGUAUUAUCAAAUCGAUCAAAAUUACCAGGACUAGUCAAAAAUGCACAAUCCUAUAGAGCUUCGACACCAAUCACAUUUAUUAGAAGUUGGAACAAAUUCUAUACCAAUUGUAAACAUCCAAAUGGUCCAAGAAUCGAUACAAUCAAUAACAUUUACAAGGAAUUUAAAUAUUCUAUUUGUAUGGGUAUUGAUGUUGAAGAAUUAAUUUUAAAAUCAAAUUAUGGAAAAGAUCCUAAAAUAAGAGAAAAAUUUCAAUAUUAUAUUGAAGAUGGAUUAAAUCUUGAUAUCAAUUUAUUGGUUUUUGAUUGUAGACCUUAUAGAUAUUUUAAAAGUGGUAGAUUCCCUGGUUCUUGUCAUUUACCACCUGGUUUACUUAUCAGUCAACCAGAGGAUUUUGAAAAAGUAUCCAAUUCAUUUGUCACUGAAAAAGGUGUAACUCAUUUUGCAUUCUAUGAUAAUUGGUUUCAAUUUAAUCCUCUUACUGAAAAGAAUGAUGCAGAUACAAAUGACAAUGGUGAUAUGAAUAUGAAUAUUUUAAAAUAUUUAAAAGAAGGUUUUCCUUUUGUUUCAAGAAUUCCAUCUGGCUAUAAAAAAAUUCAUGAUAUAUUUUCAUCAAAAGAUUUAGAAUUGGCAGUUCAUGAUGAUCAAAGAUGUCCAGUUUGUAAUCCAGAUAUAAACAAUAUGCCACCUCAAUCGCCGUUGUCAUCGUCACCAGUCAUUGCUCCAAAAAAAGAACCAUGGUUUAAUAAAUUCAAGAUUGGAUCAAAAAGAGGGGAAUCACCAUUAUCACCAUCAUCAUCAUCUACAUCAACGAAUUCUUUAGACAAUACUACACCACAAAAAAGAGUAGGAUUAAUGGGAAAUUUAAGAAGUUCACAAACAUCAUAUACACCAAACAGGGAAAAGAUACCUUUAAAUGUAUCUGCAGAGAAUGUAUUGGGAUUACCAGCCAAUUCAAUGUCUCCAUUUGUCAUUGACGACGAAGACGAUGAAAAUGAAGACGAUUUCAGAGGAAAUCCCUAUUGUUAUGGAGAAAACGAUGAUGGUAGUUACUACUAUAUCGACUAUACCAUCUCACCCAUUGCCACACCAGUCUAUGAUCCAAAUCGUGUCAAAAUAGCCUCAGAGCUAAUGGAAAAGGCAUUAAAGUCUUAUCAAGGACUUGAAGAUCUAUUGGAUGGCGACAACUUUGUUUUUGAAUGUGAAGAGAUUUUGGCACAGGGAGAAGGUGCUCGCGAACGCAGAUACAUCAUUCUCACACCCGACAAUCACUUUAGAGUAUUGGAAGAACAUCCCAAAUGCAUUGGCUAUGUCAAACUCGACUAUCAAUAUUCACUCGAUUGCAUCCGUAAAAUUGUAUACAAAAAGAGUAAUCCCUAUCUCUUGGAAUUUAGAAUAUUGGACGAACCAACUGAAACCAAUGCCAACGAGGUACCAGUCAUCCUCACACUUCCAAACGCUCAAUCUCCUACCACUACCACCACCACUGGAACUGAAAUCAUCACAAGAAAGCUAUACACCUUUAGUGAAGUGGAUCCUAUUCUAAAGGCAAUCAAAGAUAAAACAAAUGCUAUUCAAACUUCUCAUUAA